AUGGCGGCGUCUAACGGUAUCUACUCGGCGAACUCGUUCAUGAACCCGGGCCCUGCUCCCCGGCCGCCGACCGACCGACCUCGCCUCAACCUUACCCCCGAUGCUAAUCUCCCCGGAAGCAUGGCCAACAUGGUCAUUUCGCCCAUCCGAAGCACCGCGACCUCCACAUACACUGGCUCCACAAUCUCUCUGCCCCUUGCCGCUCGUCAGUUGGCCAACAACACUGACGGCCUCGGAGGUGUGGCGAUAAAGAAGGAGGGCUGGGCUCAGGUUAAAGAGAGCAAGAACUUCAUCCAGCCUUGGAAGGCGAAAUACCUAAUCCUGCGAAAAGAAUCGCUCGAUUUCCACAAGGCCGAGGGCGGCAAGAUUUCAUAUACUCUUUACCUUAAAGAUGUGGUAAAUGUCGGUCGAGUCGAAGCCGCUGGAACCAUUUUCGAGAUCAAGCGCAACACGGGCGGUAGUUCGACUAGCCCCGGCGACGACGAUGGUACUGUCCGCACCCUGCAGAUCAGAGUAAAGGGCGAUGAUGAUCUCUACGAAUGGAUUGACCUAAUAUACGGCUCCUGUCCUGGGAUGGGCGGCGUCAGUAACCCGACAAACUUCUCGCACGCGGUCCACGUCGGCUUCGAUCCUCAGACGGGCGAUUUCGUCGGUCUACCGCCCGAGUGGUCCAAACUGCUCAAUUCGUCGGCGAUCACGAAGGAGGACUACGAGCGAAAUCCCCAAGCGGUUUUCGAGGUUCUUGAUUUCUACUCCGAUCUUACCAAGAGGCAAGAAAACCCCGCCCAAUACCCCGGACUCACUCCCACACCCGCCUCCAGCCAACAGCCUAAGCCCUAUGGUUACAACACUGGGGGCUCGACUGUCGCUCCCCCGCGACCUAUGCAGCCCCAGCAGCAGCAGCAGCCGCCGCAGCGCCCUGCAUACAAUACCAUUCCUUCGCAAUCAGCCCAAAACACUCCUCGCCGCCCCUCUCCGACUGAACAACAGCAACAACGCUCGCAGAUGCAAGGGAUGGCAUCCAACUACGUGUCUCAAGACUCGAUGCGAGACGAGCAGCGCAUGAAGCAGAUCGAGGCUCAGCGCCAGCGCGACAUCGAGGAGCAGAACCGACGGGAUAUGGAAGCCUACAAUGCCGCCAUCCCCAAGACAAAGACCCCGAUCGCGCAACAAGAGCUUGGAGGCUAUGGCGGCGGUCCAUCAUCGACCCCCGACCGAUACAACCCCACACGUGCCGCGCCUCCCGCACCUGCAAAGGGUCCCACACAGCCGCUUCGCGCUCAGCGUCCCGCCCCGCCUGCCCCCACCGGCUCCGGCUCUCGCCCUCCCAUUGCUCAACCUGGCAUGAGCUCGAGCUCUCAGUCCCGACCAGCCCCUGGCCAGAGCAGCCCUGCUCGGUACCAGAAUGGCGGCGCCGCCUCCUCCGCCCGGCCCAAUGGUCCUUCCGGCAACCCUCCUCCCUCCCGCCUUCCCGCGCCUGUUAAGCCUCUCAACGUCGCGCCCAAGCCAAGCGCCGCACAACAGCAAGCCGAUGCUGUUAGGGCUGCCGAAGCCGCGCUCACCGCCAAGCCGACCGCUGCAGAACGCAAGCAGGAUCAGCGCAUGUCUACCAUGUCUGAGAGCGAGGUUAUGGCUAGGCUAAGGGAGGUUGUUUCGAAGGACGAUCCUAACUUGUCGUAUUCCAAGCAGAAGAAGAUUGGCCAGGGUGCUUCCGGCUCCGUCUACGUUGCUAAGGUCAAAGAGGGUGCCGUUUCUCCCAUCGCCCGUGAAGUUCUCCGCCAGCAAGGACCCCGGGCUCAGGUUGCUAUCAAGCAGAUGGAUCUCGCACACCAGCCAAGGAAGGAACUCAUCGUCAACGAGAUCAUGGUCAUGAAGGACAGCCGGCAUAAGAACAUCGUCAACUUCUUGGAUGCCUUCCUUCGGAACAACAAUGCCGAACUCUGGGUGGUCAUGGAGUACAUGGAGGGAGGCGCCCUUACUGAUGUUAUUGACAACAACCCCACCAUUACAGAAGAGCAAAUUUCUACCAUCUGUCUCGAGACAUGCCGUGGUCUUCAGCACCUCCACUCCCAGAAGAUUAUUCAUCGAGACAUCAAAUCCGAUAACGUCCUGCUCGACGCUCGCGGAAAUGUCAAAAUUACUGAUUUUGGCUUCUGCGCUAAGCUUACGGACUCCAAGUCGAAGCGUGCCACUAUGGUUGGCACUCCGUACUGGAUGGCCCCGGAAGUAGUCAAGCAAAAGGAAUACGGCCCCAAGGUCGACAUUUGGUCACUCGGUAUCAUGGCGAUUGAGAUGAUCGAGUCCGAACCCCCGUAUCUGAACGAAGAACCCCUCAAGGCUCUGUACCUCAUCGCUACGAACGGAACACCGAGGUUGAAGAAGCCAGAGAGGAUCAGCAAGGAGCUCAAGGCCUUCUUGUCCGUCUGUCUUUGCGUCGAGGUCAAGUGCCGUGCUUCGGCCGACGAGUUGCUACAGCACGACUUCCUGAAACAUGGAUGCCCGCUCGCCAGCCUCGCCGAGCUACUUGCAUUCAAGAAGCAUGCUAAAUAA
This is a messenger RNA of Scedosporium apiospermum, 2550 nucleotides long. RefSeq lists its product as uncharacterized. Gene Ontology annotation, molecular function: protein serine/threonine kinase activity; ATP binding. The transcript has 4 exons. NCBI's taxonomy places the organism in Eukaryota, Fungi, Ascomycota, Sordariomycetes, Microascales, Microascaceae. Bases 1 to 2550 code for a protein of 849 amino acids. Gene Ontology annotation, cellular component: cytoplasm. The record is from RefSeq and is a predicted model, not a curated record. Gene Ontology annotation, biological process: regulation of MAPK cascade; protein phosphorylation; intracellular signal transduction.